CCAAGGAUGGAGGCAUCCUCUAUGCGCAACAGGGCUAUGAAAAAUAGAAAAAGAUUCCUGUCUAAGGGGCAUGUAAGACUGGAGAAACCACCUGGCAUUGAGCCACAACCUGCUAGCUACAGUGUGCAGGAGGUGGCCAUUGUGACUGUGUCCCUUCUUUGUCUGGCCUAUAUAUUUUUCUAUUAUGAAAGUUUCCACUUUCAUGUCACCCACCUCUAUGCCCACCUGGGAUAUUCAGAUGCUCAGCACAUCACUGGACAGCGUUACCUGCAAGGAGCUGGGAUACCAAGAGAUGAAGAAGCUGCCAUGUACUGGUUUAGACGAGCAGCAGAACAGGGACACCCACACGCCUCCUAUAACAUAGCUGUUGGAAGGCUGAAAAAUAUGACAACAGAGCAGGAAGACUGGGAAAUUGAAAGUCUUCUAUCCCAUGCGGCAAGGCAUGGAGUGUCUGAAGCCUGGGACGUAUUGGAAAAAGUCUACCAGAAAGAAAAUGACUCCUGACAAACUUUCUAAUGUAUGCAGGCAACCAGCAGGAUAUUGAUGAAGCAAACUGAGUUACGAAUUGCACCUCUUAGUGCACCUAUUUAAAAUCCUAACUGUAACAAAACAGUCAUUUCUGGUAUCAGUGAACAAUUAGCAUAUUUUCUUUUUUCCCAUGCUACUUUCCAAAUAAUCUUUCCUAUCUAGAUCUUCCUGAUCUGGUAUAGGUUGAGCCUAAAUGGAGUGACUUACAAAUCCCUGCUAAAAGCAGCAGUCAGCAGAGUGAACUGCUCCUAUAUAUGUUUCCAUGAUUCUGAGUCUGGCAUGUUGUGCUCUGGAUAGCCUCGCCUCUGACAGCUGCAGCCUGUCUUGAAAAGAAUCUUUCCAUGUCACAAGCUUCCUGAGGUAACUCAUGAUUAGGAAUAUGCCAUCUUCAUUUUUCCAUUUAAAUGGGCAUUCGCAUAGUAUUGCAUUAUGUUAUAGGAUCCAAAGUUCGCCCCUUGGUACUCAGAAAGCAGCUCCUUCCUGCACAGUUAUUUAAAAAGGCUACCCUCUACAACUGAAGAAAGCCAGAAACAACAAAGAACUCUCAAUGUCAUGUGAGAGCUCCAGUUAUAUCAGUCCUCACUUAUCACCAUACUGGAAGCAGCCCCAUAUCAGUGAAACCCUCACCUGCUCAGAGUUCCUAAAUGUGGGAAGUUAUCAGGUGACUGUAGCGCUUCUACUUAAGUAUGUUAUGUACAAGGCCCAAUAGCAAGCUUUGUGUAACUUCCAUCCAUAUAAGCCUCUGGCUCAGCAUCAUACAGGCCAAGUAAUUCUAGCCAUCCCUUAAAUGGGACAAGUGUAAAUCUCAAAAACAAGCAGUGCAAAAAGAAUAGGAACUAAUGAAGCUUUAAAACCCAGACUUUAAUAAGUUAAGUGCUUUCAUCCCACACAGGGGACUUCUUCACAAUCAAAAAUUAAAAAAUGUCAUGUUUAGUUUAAUUGGAGAUGAAAACUUUCUUUUUAAAGACUGGAUUAAUAAGACUUAUUCUUUCUCUGUUUCCAAUACAGAACCGUUGAAUAGAAAUUUGACCUCUAAUAGUGAAGUUUGUUCAAAUCAUUUCAAAAGUUUAAAAGUAUGUAUAUAUGAGUUUGAGAAAAGUUAUUGAGGGUUAAAGGGUUGCAGUUAGUCAACACUUAUUUCAGGGAAUGUAUAGUAGGGAGGAUUGUACCACAAGGGCUGCGGCCUAUACAGAUUCCCAAAUGGUCUGAACAUUUCAGGUGCAGUUUUUCUUCAGAUUUUGUGAAGUUAUUUAUCACCAUUAUUUAGAAUUAAUGAGAUUAAUUAUCACAUGGAAUUCCAAACUAAUCACUACCUUGUUAAAAGAGGCGGAGUUUCUAAAUGAACUCAUACAAAAACACUUAUUAUUUAACAACUAUAGUGCCAUGUUUUAUUAUGGAAAGAAAGUGUAAAAUUUGAAGAGGAAUACCAUGAGUCAUAUAGUCCUGUAUCAAAGAAUGACGUAAAUACAGCUUAUAGAGGAGUGGAUCUUUAGGAAACUUCUGAUGGAUAACAAAAUUAUCUUGGAUUUAUCCAAGUUUUUGAAGGUGGAUAAACCAGUUAUCCCCACUACAUUUGGGAUACCAAAGAUUCACAAAAACAUUUCUAAACCACCUUAUACUUCGAAAGUUUCUGCUAGUAGUUCCAAGAUGCAACGUCUAGGAAUUUAUAUUGAUAAAAUGUUAAAACAUGUAUAUAUAGUCAUGAAUGGCAUGUUUAAAGGGCUCGUGGGACUUUUUAGGAAAAUUGACUCCAGAGGUGUGGGUAUGGUCAGACUUUUUUAACUGCUGAUAUAGUAGACCUUUUUAAUUCAAUUCUAUCCAAAGGAUUAGCAUUUUUGUCUUGUCACAUUAACAGAAUAUGAAUUUUUAUCAGGAGAAAAAAUCAAAUUGCUUUUGGAUUUUGCCAAUUUAGUACUUGAAAAUUAUUUUAUAUAUUUUGAAGGGGAGAUAUUUAAACAGGUAAAAGGGGUUGCAAUGGGCGCAGAUUGUACACCCAUUUAUGCUAAUACUGUACCUUUAGCAUGGGAGAAAAGUUACAUUUUCCCUUUAAUUUUUUAAAUAUAUCAAGGUUUAUUUAAGAUUUUUAGAUGAUGUAUUUAUUUUAUGGAGAGGUCCAGAUGAUAAGGUUAUACAUUUUAUUACUUUUUUGCAUGAUUCUAUAUAUAUAUAUUUUAUUUACCUUUAAUUAUGAAAAAGAAUCAAUCAUUUAGACAUGCAAGUGGACCAUACUGACACUGGGUUUAAGACAAAAAUGUAUAGAAAACUUACAUUUAGUCAUUUCUACUUGCAUUUUAAAAGUUCAAACCCUAUUCCCUUAAGAAAAAUUUGGUGAAGGAUCUAUAUAUUAGGGUGGCUCAUGUGACCUCCUCUCUGGGGAAAUUAAAAAAAUGUUUAUGGAGAGAGUAUCCAGAAAUGAUGCUGGUAGAAAUCAUGAGUGAAGAAUGUGGUAGAUGGGGUAAUAAAUAUACACCGCUGGGAAAAGGUGGUGGUGUUUCAGUGACAGAAUAUUCUAUAGGAAUACAUGCUGCAAGAGGUUAUGAAACAGCUUGUGCAGCAACAUAUGAGAUUUCUAGAGAUAUAAAAAAAAAUUGUAUAAUAGAACUAGAAGUUUCUUAAGGGUAGUGAAGGUUUAUAGAAAACUGUUGACACAGAACCCCUUUUUGUAUUAAUAAAACAUUGGUUAAUUUAAAAAAUAUUGGAAUGAAUACUACUAAGAAUAAUAGUAGAGAAAAAAACUGCACAUUUGAGUGUGGAUUUUACAGGCAGUGCCCUUAUAUUAAUGAAUUGAAGUUUAUUAUGUUAAAUAAAAGCUUAAAAUUCCAAGGUUAAGUUUAAGGCAGGAAACUGUGCAUCAGCAGAUAUUAUUUGCCUUGCCAAAUGUUCUGGCUGUGACGGAUUUAAUGUUGAGAAAACAGAGAGGGCAUUGAGAAAGAGAAUUUCUGAACACAAUUACUAUAUUAAUAGGAAAAUUUUCAUUUUUCUUAGUAAGAGCAAAAAAAAUGAAACGUUCUGUCUACAUGGGUCCAGACAGAUAAAGUUUUAAUAAUGACACGGUUUGUGCAAAAGAAACCUCUAAUCAGGUCAAGAUUAACACUUAAUGCAAAUUGUGCAACAUAAACAUUAUACAGUGUACCUCACCAGUGUACUUUGAAACUAAUUUCUUCUCUUGACUGGU
Molecule: messenger RNA, 3703 nt
Organism: Protopterus annectens (West African lungfish)
Lineage: Eukaryota; Metazoa; Chordata; Ceratodontiformes; Protopteridae
Product: DAP3-binding cell death enhancer 1-like
Exons: 5
Coding region: 7-504 (165 amino acids)
Molecular function (GO): protein binding
Source: RefSeq, a predicted model, not a curated record